Seriola dumerili (greater amberjack) is the source of this 15918-nucleotide messenger RNA. Its product is annotated as low-density lipoprotein receptor-related protein 1-like. The record is from RefSeq and is a predicted model, not a curated record. Gene Ontology annotation, molecular function: protein binding; calcium ion binding. Lineage: Eukaryota; Metazoa; Chordata; Actinopteri; Carangiformes; Carangidae. The transcript is spliced from 89 exons. Bases 511 to 14184 code for a protein of 4557 amino acids.
CAUGCAGUCACAAGCACAGGGAGACGUUGGCGCUCCGAGCUAAAAAAAAAACAACAACAAAAAACCAAACAAAACGCUUUUACUUUUUAAAUUUUUUCUUUUUUAGUUUGGCACCACGGAAUGAGCUGAGCGGAGCCGGCGACUGCAGGGCUGUACGAGUGGACGACUCUGGUGGCAUGGUGUGCUGAAACAGAGACCCCAGCAAGCACAGAGAGACAGAGGUUGCACUGUGCAUCAUGUUUGAAUGCCGAUAAUCAAUUAGAAAUAUACAUGACUGUGCUGCUGCAUUGCCUAUAGCCUCGCCGGGCUGUAGCAAGUCGCCUUUUAUUGAAGAAGCCCGUCUGAAGCGGCCACCGUGCGGGGCUGAGGGUGCAACUGAACGGACAAUCGCACCCGGACCAUUGAGGGGGUUCGGAUGAGGUGGUUGAUCGGGUUGUUCGGUUUGAGAAAUCCAGCCAACUUUUUCUCUAUUCCUUUCUAACAGCAGUGCCAUCGGGCAUUGCUCAGGAGAUGGCGAUGAGGUUGUUCUACUUGGGAUUUAUACUCUACUUGGAGAUCGUAUCUCCUAACGGUGCAACCGUAGCUCCCAAAACUGACGACCAUCCCAAGACCUGCAGCUCUAAGCAGUUUGUAUGUAAGGACCAAGUGACCUGUAUCUCCAAAGGCUGGCGCUGUGACGGAGAGAAGGACUGUCCAGAUGGCUCAGACGAAUCACCAGAUAUCUGCACACACAACAGAGUGAACCAGUGUCCUGUCAAUGAUCAUGGGUGUAUGGACCUGGAUGUGUGUAUCCAUAUGAGCAAACUGUGUGACGGAGUCCCCGACUGCUCCGAUGGCUGGGACGAGGGUCCUCAUUGCAGAGAACGAGCACCAGACUGUGCCUCCCAUGGGUGCCAGUUUCACUGUGCUGUGACUUAUGAUGGGCCUCAGUGCUACUGUAGAAACGGCUAUGAGGUUGCUGCAGAUGGAAAGACAUGUAAAGAUUUCAAUGAGUGCAAUGUGUACGGGACAUGCAGUCAGACAUGUACCAACAACGAGGGCUCCUACACCUGCAGCUGUGUGGAGGGCUACCUGCUGCAGCCAGACAACCGCUCCUGCAAAGCCAAAAAUGAGCCUGUGGAUCGUCUGCCUAUGCUGUUGAUUGCUAACCUCCAUGACAUCCGCUGCACCUCUCUGAGUGGCUCCACAUCCCGGCUACCCACCAUCACCACCAAGCAGACUAUGGCUAUGGACUUCAUCUAUGCCGAUGAGACUGUGUGCUGGAUAGAUGUGGGUGACACCCCUGCCGCCACCCAGCUGAAGUGCGCCAGCAUCCCUGACCUGAAGUCUGUCAUAAACAUCCGCACCAUCAACAUCUCCCUCAGCCUGCACCAUGUCGAGCAGAUGGCUAUCGACUGGCUGACCGGAAACUUCUACUUUGUGGAUGACGUGGAUGAUCGGGUGUUUGUCUGCAACAAGAACGGCCAGACAUGUGUGACCCUGCUGGACCAAGAGCUGUACAACCCUAAGGGCAUUGCCUUGGACCCGGCAAUGGGUAAAGUGUUCUUCACAGACUAUGGGUCAACACCGAGGGUGGAGCGCUGUGACAUGGAUGGUCAGAACCGCACUAAGCUGGUGGACAGUAAGAUCGUUUUCCCUCAUGGUAUCACGCUGGACCUGGUCAACCGGCUGGUGUACUGGGCUGACGCCUACCUGGAUUACAUCGAAGUGGUCGACUAUGAGGGCAAAAACCGACACACCAUCAUCCAGGGCCUGCUGAUUGAGCACCUAUACGGACUGACUGUAUUUGAGAAUUAUCUGUAUGCUACAAACUCGGAUGAAGGCAACCUCAACCCCAAGACCAGCGUGAUCCGAGUGAACCGCUUCAACAGCUCCGACUUCCAGGUGGUGACGCGGGUAGACCGGGGAGCCGCACUCCAUGUGUACCACCAGAGGCGCCAACCUCAAGUGCGCAGCCAUGCAUGUGCCCUGGAUCAGUUUGGGAAGGCUGGAGGUUGUUCUGACAUCUGUCUGCUGAGCAACAGCCACAAGACCCGUACCUGCCGCUGUCGCUCUGGAUUCAGCCUUGGCAGUGAUGGCAAGUCCUGCAAGAAACCAGACCAUGAGUUGUUCUUGGUGUACGGUAAGGGUCGCCCUGGAAUCAUCAGGGGCAUGGACAUGAAUGCCAAGGUUCCUGAUGAGUACAUGAUUCCCAUUGAGAACCUAAUGAACCCCCGAGCUCUGGAUUUCCACGCCGCCAGCGAGUUCAUCUACUUCGCUGAUGCCACCAGCUACAUAAUUGGCCGACAGAAGAUAGACGGCACAGAGAGAGACACCAUACUAAAGGAAGGUAUCCACACAGUAGAGGGGAUAGCGGUAGACUGGAUGGGAGGUAAUCUCUACUGGACAGACGAUGGGCCUAAGAAGACUAUCAGUGUUGCCAGGCUGGAGAAGGCUUCACAGACCCGCAAGACUCUCAUUGAGGGAAAGAUGAGUCAUCCUCGUGCCAUUGUGGUGGACCCCCAGCAUGGAUGGAUGUACUGGACUGACUGGGAGGAGGACCCCACAGAGAGCAACAGAGGGAAGAUAAAGAAAGCUUGGAUGGACGGGUCACAUCAUCAAGUGUUCCUGACCAGCAAAACGGUGCUGUGGCCCAACGGCUUGAGUCUGGACAUUCCCCAGGGCAUACUGUACUGGGUAGAUGCUUACUACGACCGUAUUGAGUUGGUUUACCUCAACACCACUGAGCGAAAGGUGGUGUAUGAGGGGCAGGAGCUUAACCACGCCUUUGGCUUAUGUCAUUACAAACAAUUCCUCUUUUGGAAUGAGUAUCGUGGCGGCAGCAUCUAUAAACUGGACCAGGUCACUAAGACAGUCACCCUGCUCCGCAACGAGAGGCCACCCAUCUUUGAGAUCAGAGUGUAUGAUGCACACCAGCAGCAAGGCUCCAAUGCAUGUCGAAUUAACAACGGCGGCUGUAGCAGUCUGUGCCUUGCCAUCCCUAACAGCAGGUCCUGUGGCUGUGCCGACGAUCAAAUCUUGGAUGUUGAUAAUGUCACCUGCAAAGCCAACCCCUCCUACGUGCCCCCGCCCCAGUGCCAGCCCGGGGAGUUCGCCUGCAAGAACAACCGCUGCAUCCAAGAGCGCUGGAAGUGUGACGGGGACAACGAUUGUCUGGACAACAGUGAUGAGGCCCCUGAGCUCUGUCACCAGCACACCUGCCCUGCUGACAGAUUCAAAUGCCAGAACAACCGCUGUAUCCCCCUGCGAUGGCUGUGUGAUGGCGACAACGACUGCGGCAAUGAUGAAGAUGAAUCCAACACCACCUGCUCUGCUCGUACAUGCCCACCGAACCAGUACCCAUGUGCCAGCGGGCGCUGCAUCCCCAUCUCCUGGACAUGUGACCUGGAUGACGACUGUGGAGACCGCUCUGAUGAACCAGACUCCUGUGCAUACCCAACCUGCUUCCCUCUGACCCAGUUCACCUGUGCCAACGGGCGGUGCAUCAACAUCAACUGGCGCUGUGACAACGACAAUGACUGUGGGGAUAACAGCGACGAAGCAGGCUGCAGUCAUUCCUGCUCCAGCGUCCAGUUCAAAUGUAACAGUGGUCGCUGCAUCCCAGAAUACUGGACCUGUGAUGGCGACAAUGACUGUGGAGAUUACAGCGACGAGACUCAUGCCAACUGUACCAACCAGGCCACCCGUCCACCAGGCGGGUGCCACGUAGAUGAGUUCCAGUGUCGGAUGGACGGCCUGUGCAUUCCCAUGCGCUGGCGCUGUGAUGGCGACACAGACUGCAUGGACCUGAGUGAUGAGAACAACUGUGAGGGUGUGACCCACAUGUGUGACCCUGCAGUCAAGUUCAGCUGCAGGGACUCUGCUCGCUGCAUUAGCAAGGCCUGGGUGUGUGAUGGCGACAGUGACUGUGAGGACAACUCGGAUGAGGAUAACUGCGAGGCGUUGGUGUGCAAGUUGUCUCACCACAUGUGCGCUACUAACGACUCCAUCUGUCUGCCUGCUGAGAAGCUGUGUGAUGGCACUGACGAUUGUCCGGAUGGCUCUGACGAGAAACUUUGUGACUUGUGUUCAUUGGACAACGGUGGCUGUAGUCACAACUGCAGCAUCAUUCCCGGGGAAGGCUUCAUGUGCUCUUGUCCCCUGGGCAUGGAGCUGGGAGCUGACAAUAAGACCUGCCAGAUUCAGAGCUUCUGUGCCAAACACCUUAAGUGCAGCCAGAAGUGCGAGCAGGAGAAAUCCAGCGUCAAGUGUUCGUGCUACGAGGGCUGGGAGCUGGAGUCUGACAUGGAGAGCUGCAAAAGCACUGAUCCCUUCAAGCCUUUCAUCAUCUUCUCCAACCGCCAUGAGAUCAGAAGGAUUGAGCUGCACAAGGGGGAGUUCAGUGUGCUGGUGCCAGGCCUGAGGAACACCAUCGCCUUGGACUUUCACCUCAACCAGAGCACCCUGUACUGGACUGAUGUCGUGGAGGACAAGAUCUACCGUGGGAAACUGUCUGAAAAUGGAGCCCUGACCAGUUUUGAGGUGGUGAUCCAGUAUGGACUGGCUACUCCAGAAGGUCUGGCUGUGGACUGGAUAGCAGGAAACAUCUACUGGGUGGAAAGCAAUCUGGACCAAAUUGAAGUGGCCAAGUUGGAUGGGACCAUGAGAACCACCCUGCUGGCUGGGGAAGUGGAGCAUCCCCGGGCUAUUGCCCUAGACCCUCGUGACGGUAUUCUAUUUUGGACAGACUGGGAUGCCAGUCUCCCCAGGAUUGAGGCAGCAUCUAUGAGUGGUGAAGGCAGGCGCACUAUCCAUAGGGAAACUGGCAGUGGCGGCUGGCCCAACGGACUCACUGUGGACUACAUGGAAAGACGCAUUGUCUGGAUUGAUGCCAGGUCAGAUGCUAUCUACUCUGCCAUGUACGACGGUUCUGGGCUGAUUGAAGUGUUGCGGGGACAUGAGUAUUUAUCCCACCCCUUUGCUGUGACCAUGUAUGGAGGCGAGGUCUACUGGACUGACUGGAGGACUAACACUCUUGCCAAAGCCAACAAAUGGACAGGACACAAUGUCACUGUAGUCCAGCGCACCAACACACAGCCCUUUGACUUGCAGGUCUAUCAUCCGUCCAGACAACCCCAGGCUCCCAACCCGUGUGCCACCAGUGAUGGUAGAGGGCCUUGCUCCCACCUCUGUCUCAUCAACUUUAACCAGACCUUCUCCUGUGCCUGCCCUCACCUCAUGAAGUUGCAGCCUGACAAACGCACCUGCAAAGAGUCCCGCAAAUUCCUCCUUUAUGCUCGUCAGAUCGAGAUCCGAGGUGUCGACAUCGACAACCCUUACUACAAUUACAUCAUCUCCUUCACUGUCCCGGACAUAGACAAUGUGACAGCGGUGGACUAUGAUGCUGUGGAGCAUCGCAUCUACUGGUCAGAUGUUCGAACACAGACCAUCAAAAGAGCUUUCAUCAACGGCACAGGGGUGGAGACUGUUGUGUCUGCUGACCUUCCUAAUGCCCAUGGGCUGGCUGUAGACUGGGUGUCCAGAAACCUUUUCUGGACCAGCUAUGAUGCCAAUAAGAAGCAGAUCAAUGUGGCCAGACUGGAUGGAUCUUUCAAGAAUGCUGUCAUCCAGGGGUUAGACAAGCCCCACUGUCUGGUGGUGCACCCUCUACUGGGGAAACUUUACUGGACUGAUGGUGACAACAUAAGCAUGGCGAACAUGGAUGGUAGCAACCGCACCACACUUUUCACCAAUCAGAAGGGACCAGUAGGCCUCUCUAUUGACUAUGAAAAAGAGCAGCUGUACUGGAUCAGCUCAGGAAACAGCACCAUUAACCGGUGUCAGAUGGAUGGAUCUAAACUGGAGAUCCUGGAUGGUGUUAAAGGCAAACUUACCAAGGCUACUGCACUGGCUAUCAUGGGAGACAAGCUGUGGUGGGCAGAUCAAGGAACUGACCAGAUAGGAACAUGUGACAAGAAGGAUGGAGGAACCUGGAAGGUUUUGCGAAACAACACGUCCCCUAUGAUGCACAUGAGGAUCUAUGAUGAGGAUGUGCAGAAAGCGGGUAUCAACCUGUGCAGUAACAACAAUGGUGACUGCUCACAGCUGUGUCUCCCCACCUCACCAACAACCAGGGCCUGCAUGUGUACCGCAGGGUACAGCCUCAAGACAGGACAGCAGUCCUGUGAAGGUAUGGGCUCUUUCCUUCUUUACUCUGUUCAUGAGGGAAUCAGAGGAAUUCCACUCGACCCAGCAGACAAAUCUGACGCAUUGGUGCCAGUGUCUGGCACCUCUCUGGCCGUCGGCAUCGACUUCCACGCAGAGAAUGACACCAUCUACUGGGUGGACAUGGGCCUGAGCACCAUCAGCAGGGCUAAGAGAGAUCAGACGUGGAGAGAAGAUGUGGUCACCAAUGGCAUCGGCCGGGUGGAGGGCAUCACCGUUGACUGGAUAGCAGGAAAUAUUUACUGGACUGACCAGGGAUUCGACGUGAUUGAGGUGGCCAGGCUGAAUGGCUCGUUCCGCUAUGUCGUCAUUUCCCAGGGCCUGGACAAACCCAGAGCCAUAACUGUCCACCCAGUGAAAGGGUAUCUGUUCUGGACUGAGUGGGGUCAGUACCCUCGUAUUGAGCGCUCUCGGUUGGACGGCUCCCAGAGAUUGGUCAUGGUCAAUGUGAGCAUCAGUUGGCCGAAUGGAAUCUCCAUCGACUACGAGGAGGGUCUUCUGUAUUGGUGCGAUGCCAGGACAGACAAGAUUGAACGCAUCAACCUGGAGACUGGAGAGAACAGGGAGCUGGUGCUUGCCAACAACAACAUGGACAUGUUUGCUGUGUCUGUUUUUGAGGAAUACAUUUACUGGAGUGAUAGGACUCAUGCCAAUGGCUCCAUCAAGAGAGGCAGCAAAGACAAUGCAACAGAUGCUGUGCAACUCAGGACCGGCAUUGGCGUACAACUGAAAGACAUCAAGGUUUUCAACAGGGCCAGGCAGCAAGGCACCAACGUCUGCAAAGACAACAACGGCGGCUGCGAACAGCUGUGUCUUUUCCGUGGCAAUGGGGAGCGCACCUGCGCCUGUGCUCAUGGCAUGCUGGCAGAGGACAACCGCAGUUGCCGCGACUAUGACGGAUACUUGCUGUACUCGGAGCGUACCAUUCUGAAGAGCAUUCACCUGUCGGAUGAAACGAACCUCAAUGCGCCAAUAAAGCCGUUUGAGGACCCUGAUCACAUGAAGAAUGUCAUCGCCCUCAGCUUUGACUACCAUGGCGGUGGAGGGAAGGGAGCCAACCGCGUCUUCUUCAGCGACAUCCACUUUGGCAACAUCCAGCAGAUCAAUGAUGACGGCACAGACCGCAAGAUUGUGGUGGACAAUGUUGGGUCAGUUGAGGGCCUGGCGUACCACCGCGGUUGGGAUACAUUGUACUGGACCAGUUACACAACCUCUACCAUCACUCGCCACACUGUGGACCAGAGCCGCUCUGUGGCAUAUAACCGCAACACUGUGGUCACUAUGUCUGGAGAAGACCACCCCAGAGCCUUUGUGCUGGACGAGUGUCAGGAUCUCAUGUUCUGGACCAACUGGAAUGAGCAGGCUCCCAGCAUCAUGAGGGCGUCUCUCAAUGGAGCCAACGUGCUUGUGAUCAUCGGUAGUGACAUUAAAACUCCUAAUGGCCUGGCCAUAGAUCACCGUGCUGAGAAACUCUACUUCUCCGACGCCACCUUGGACAAGAUUGAACGCUGUGAAUAUGAUGGAAGCAGCCGUUAUGUGUUGUUGAAGAAUGAACCUGUCCAUCCGUUUGGCCUGGCUGUGUAUGGAGACUACAUCUUCUGGACUGACUGGGUGAGGAGGGCCGUACUCAGAGCUGACAAGUACACGGGAGGAGACAUGAAAGUGCUGCGCGCUGACAUCCCUCAGCAGCCAAUGGGAAUCAUUGCUGUGGCUAAUGACACCAACAGCUGUGAGUUUUCUCCUUGCCGAACAAAUAACGGAGGUUGCCAAGACCUGUGCCUGCCCACAUCUGAUGGACGGGUCAACUGCAGUUGCCGUGGAGACAGACAACUUCUGGAAGACAACACCUGCUCUUUAUUGAACGUGUCAUGUGGAAGUGUGGAUGACUUUGAAUGUGGAAACGGUGACUGUAUCAACUACAGCCUGACAUGUGACGGCAUGGCCCACUGCAAGGACAAGUCUGAUGAGAAACAGUCCUAUUGUGCCAAUCGAAUUUGUAAGAAAGGCUAUCGACGCUGCAUGAAUGGCCGCUGUAUUGGCCACCAGUUCUGGUGUGAUGGCACGGAUGACUGUGGAGACCAUUCAGAUGAACUGCCCUGCAACAUGACCCUGUGCAAAGUAGGAGAGUUCCAAUGCAAAGAUGGAAGCUGCAUCUCCAACUUUAGCCGCUGUGACCAGGUGGUCAACUGUGAAGAUGCUAGUGAUGAAAUGAACUGCCAGCCCACAGACUGCUCCCGUUUCUUCCGCCUGGGAGUGAAAGGAGUGUCCUUCCAGAGCUGUGAGAAAACAACUCUGUGUUAUCUGUCCUCGUGGGUGUGUGAUGGCAACAACGACUGUGGAGACUUUUCCGAUGAGAGAAACUGCCCAGAUAAAAGGAAGCUUAAAUGUCCGGUCAACUUCUUUGCUUGUCCCAGCGGUCGCUGCAUUCCUAUGAGUUGGACCUGUGAUAAGGAGAAUGACUGUGAGAACGGAGCUGAUGAGACACACUGUGACAAAUUUUGUACAUCCACCCAGUUUGAAUGUGGGAACCACCGCUGUAUUUCCAGCCAUUGGGUAUGUGAUGGCUCUGAUGACUGUGGUGAUGGUUCUGAUGAGGACCAGAAAUGCAAGUCCAAGACCUGCAGUCCAGAGGCUUUCCAGUGUCCCGGCUCCCACAUGUGUGUGCCUCAACGCUGGAAGUGUGAUGGAGACAAGGACUGUCCUGAUGGAGCCGAUGAGAGUGUCAAGGCUGGCUGUAUGUACACCAACAACACCUGCGAUGCUGAGAAUGAGUUCAUGUGCCAGAACAGACAGUGUAUCCCCAAACACUUUGUGUGCGAUCAUGACAUCGACUGCUCCGAUGGCUCAGAUGAAUCCCCAGAAUGUGAAUAUCCAACAUGUGGUCCAGAAGAGUUCCGCUGUGCCAACGGUCGCUGUCUCAACCAGAAGAAAUGGGAGUGUGACGGGGAGUUUGACUGUCAGGAUCGUUCAGAUGAAGCUCCCAAGAACCCACGCUGCACUGACUCAGAGAGGACGUGUAAUGAGUCAGCCUUCAUGUGCCAUAAUGGGAAGUGUUUGAAUGAGACUCUGCUGUGUGACCGCAAUGAUGACUGUGGUGAUGGCUCUGAUGAACUCAACUGCUUCAUCAACGAGUGUCUCAACAGUAAGCUGAGUGGCUGCUCGCAGCUCUGUGAUGACCUCAAGAUUGGCUUCAAGUGCCGGUGUCAUCCUGGAUUCCAGCUGAAGCGAGAUGGGAAAACGUGUGUGGAUAUAGACGAGUGUACAACCACCUACCCCUGUUCUCAGCGCUGCAUCAACACACAUGGCAGCUUCCACUGUCUCUGCGUGGAUGGCUUUGAACUCAGCCCCAAUGACCCCACCAUCUGCAAGUCCACAUCGGAAGAGGAGCCAUAUUUAAUCUUUGCUAACCGGUACUACCUGAGGAAACUCAACCUGGAUGGUUCCAACUACACUCUUAUAAAGCAGGGUCUGAAUAAUGCAGUGGCGCUGGACUUCCACUAUGCAGAGCAGAUGAUCUACUGGACAGAUGUGACCACUCAGGGCAGCAUGAUCCGACGCAUGCAUAUGAACGGCAGCAACAUGGAGGUGUUACACCGGACCUCCCUGAGUAACCCAGACGGCUUGGCAGUGGACUGGGUUGGCGGAAACUUAUACUGGUGUGACAAAGGCCGGGACACCAUUGAGGUGUCAAAGCUCAACGGGGCCUACCGGACUGUGUUGGUUAACAACGGCCUAAGGGAACCUCGUGCUGUGGCUGUGGACGUACGCUAUGGAUACUUGUACUGGUCUGACUGGGGUGAUAACCCUCACAUUGGGAGAAUUGGGAUGGACGGCACCAACAGAAGUGUGAUCGUAGAGGAUAAGAUCACUUGGCCCAAUGGACUAACCCUUGACUUCAUCAAUGACCGUAUAUACUGGGCUGAUGCCAGGGAGGACUACAUUGAGUUUGCCAGCCUGGAUGGCACCAGUAGACACACAGUUCUAAGCCACGACAUCCCUCACAUCUUUGCCAUGACUCUGUUUGAGGAGUACAUCUACUGGACCGACUGGGAGACGAAGUCCAUUAACAGAGCUCACAAGACUUUGGGUACCAACAAGAGCACACUGAUCAGCACCCUGCAUCGACCCAUGGACAUCCACAUCUACCAUCCCUAUCGCCAGCCCGAAGUGCUCAACCACCCGUGCCAGACGAACAACGGCGGCUGCAGUAACCUCUGUCUCCUCGCUCCUGGUGGAGGCUACAAGUGCGCCUGUCCCACCAACUUCUACCUGGCCAAUGAUCAGCGCACCUGCAUGUCCAACUGCACAGCCAGUCAGUUUGUGUGCAAGAACGACAAGUGCAUUCCUUUCUGGUGGAAAUGUGACACGGAGGAUGAUUGUGGUGACCGGUCGGACGAGCCAGCAGACUGCCCUGAAUUCAAGUGCAGGCCGGGGCAGUUCCAGUGUGGUACAGGCAUCUGCACCAACCCUGCCUACAUCUGUGAUGGAGACAAUGACUGCCAGGACAACUCAGAUGAGGCCAACUGCGAUAUUCAUGUUUGCCUGCCCAGCCAGUUCAAAUGUUCCCACCCGAGCCGCUGCAUCCCAGGCAUCUUCCGCUGUAACGGCCAGGACAACUGCGGAGAGGGAGAGGACGAGAAGGACUGCCCUGAGGUCACAUGCGCCCCCACCCAGUUCCAGUGUGCCAUCACCAAACGCUGCAUACCUCGUGUCUGGGUGUGUGACCGUGACAACGACUGUGUGGAUGGAUCUGAUGAACCCACCAACUGCACCCAGAUGACUUGUGGUGUGGACGAGUUCCGAUGUAAGGACUCUGGUCGCUGCAUCCCUGCUCGCUGGAAGUGUGAUGGCGAGGACGACUGUGGCGAUGCGUCAGAUGAACCAAAAGAGGAGUGUGCUGAGAGGACAUGUGAGCCGUACCAGUUCAGAUGUAAGAACAACCGCUGCGUGCCGGGCCGCUGGCAGUGCGACUAUGACAACGACUGUGGGGACAACUCGGAUGAAGACAAGUGUAUGCCCCGACAAUGUUCAGAAAGUGAGUUUGCCUGCACAAACGGUCGCUGUAUUGCCGGAAGGUGGAAGUGCGAUGGAGACCAUGACUGUGCUGAUGGAUCUGAUGAGCAUGGUUGUGAUCUGAAGUGUGACAACGACCAGUACCAGUGUAAGAACGGACACUGUAUCCCCAUCCGCUGGCGGUGUGAUGCUGACCCUGACUGCAUGGACGGCAGUGAUGAGGAGAAUUGUGGCAGUGCUGCUGGGCGUCACUGCCCUCAGGAUGAGUUCCAGUGUAACAACACUUUGUGUAAACCCCUCGCCUGGAAGUGUGACGGGGAGGAUGACUGUGGGGACAACUCUGACGAGAAUCCUGAUGAGUGCAGGAGGUUCCAGUGUCCUCCCACCAGGGCUUUCCGCUGCCAGAACGAUCGUGUCUGUCUGCACUUGUCAAAGAGAUGUGACGGGGUCAAUAACUGUGGCGACAACUCGGAUGAACUCAACUGCCCUGCCCCUCCAGCUGUUCCCACAUGUGAGAAGGAUGAGUUCUUGUGUGCCAACCGCAGAUGCAUCAGCUCCACUCUGCGCUGUAACUUCUUUAACGACUGUGAAGAUUACGGCUCUGACGAGAUCAACUGCAAGACAGACACCAAGCUAAAUGACUGUAGGAGUAACAGGACUCAGUGUGGUGAUGGAGAUGAAGCCCACUGUGUCACCAAUGGCACGGACUCCUUCUGCUCCUGCAAACCAGGUUUCCAGAAGACAGGACACCACACCUGUGGAGAUAAGAACGAGUGUCUGCAAUUUGGAGUCUGUUCCCAUAUCUGUAACAACACCAAAGGCUCCUAUAAAUGCAGCUGCCACAAAUACUUUACCAGGAUCAAUGACACCUGCAAGGCUGACAACAUGAACAGCAGUCGACAGAUUCUCUACAUCGCUGACGACAACGAAAUCCGAAGCCUGGACCCUGGCAUGCCCAACUGGCGCUAUGAGCAGACCUUCCAAGGGGAUGCCAGUGUGCGUAUUGAUGCAAUGGACCUGCACGUCAAGACCAACCGCAUCUUCUGGACCAACUGGCACACAGGCCGCAUCUCCUCCUAUGAACUGCCAGGACCGUCCACAUCAUCAUCAUCCUCCUCCUCUUCCUCCUCCAACUCUCACCGUAACCGACGGCAGAGCGAGGGAAGGAUCACCAACUUGCAGAUCAAAGAACUGAAGAUGCCUCGUGGUAUAGCGGUGGACUGGGUGGCUGGUAAUCUGUACUGGACUGACUCUGGUCGCGAUGUAAUCGAAGUGGCUCAGAUGUCAGGCCAACACUGCAAGACCCUCAUCUCUGGCAUGAUAGAUGAGCCUUACGCCAUUGUAGUGGAUCCACAGAGAGGGACCAUGUACUGGGCAGACUGGGGGAACCACCCUAAAAUUGAGACAGCUUCCAUGGACGGCACUCUGAGACAAACUCUAGUUCAUGAGAACAUCCAGUGGCCCACAGGUUUGGCUGUGGACUACUUCAACGAGCGUCUUUACUGGGCAGAUGCUAAACUCUCAGUUAUUGGCAGUGUUCGUCUGGAUGGCUCUGAUCCUGUCAUUGCUGUGUCUGGCAUCAAAAACAACCUGCUUCAUCCAUUCAGCAUAGAUAUCUUUGAGGAUUACAUAUAUGGGGUCACAUAUGUCAACAACUUUGUCUUCCGGGUCAAUAAGUUUGGCAAAGGGCCCAUGGAGAAUCUCACCACAGGCAUCAACCACGCUACUGACAUAGUCCUGUACCACCGUUACAAGCAGCCAGAGAUGACUAACCCAUGUGACAGGAAAAAGUGUGAGUGGCUGUGUCUACUCAGCCCCAGUGGACCAGUGUGUACCUGUCCUAACAACUACGUGGCCGACAAUGGCACAUGUGUGGAGAGACCGAGCCCCACCCAGUCACCAUUCUCUCCCCCCUCAGGGCCCUGUGAUAUUCAGUGUCAGAAUGGUGGGAGCUGCUUCCUCAAUGCCCGUCAGGUGGCCAAGUGUCGCUGCCAGCCCAGCUACACCGGAGAAAGGUGUGAGAUCAACCAGUGCAGGGACUACUGCAAGAACGGUGGCACCUGCACUGCUUCUCACACAGGUGCACCAACCUGCAGAUGCCCUAAAGGCUUCACCGGGCCCACCUGCAACCGCCACACGUGUCAAGACUACUGCCUGAACAGUGGCAACUGCUCGGUCAACAUGGGCAACCAGCCAACCUGUAGCUGCCUGCCAGAGUACCAGGGAGACCAAUGCCAGUACAGUAAAUGUGAAGGCUUCUGUCAGAAUGGUGGAACCUGCUUAGAAACCUCCAACGGCACCAAACUGUGUCUGUGCCCCACUCAGUACAUUGGACACCAGUGCGAGCUGGACAAAUGUCAGUUCUGUGGAACGGGCAAGUGUUUGACGUCAUCCUCAGGGGAGGUUUCCUGCAGCUGUCCCAACGGUCAGAUCCAACCCAGCUGCUAUUCCUGUUUGGACUACUGCGCAAAUGGACAAUGUUCAGUUAACACUCGCACACUGCUGCCUCAGUGCAAGUGUCCUGCUGGAUGGAGAGGAUACAGAUGUGAAGUUGCAGCUGCUCCUAGAGAUUCCUCUGCUUCCAGUGGAAGUACUGCUUCCAUCGUAAUCCCAGUGCUUCUGCUGCUGUUACUGGCACUGCUGGUGGUUGGUGCCAUCUUGUGGUACAAGCGGAGAAUGCGCGGUGCCAAGGGCUUCCAGCACCACCGAAUGACAAAUGGAGCCAUGAAUGUUGAGAUUGGGAACCCUGCGUAUAAGAUCUAUGAGGGAGACCCUGACGAUGACGCCGGGGAGCUCCUGGAUUCAGACUUUGCUUUGGACCCAGACAAGCCCACCAACUUCACUAACCCAGUGUAUGCCACCCUAUACAUGGGCGCCCACAACAGCCGCAACUCUCUUGCCAGCACAGAUGAAAAGAAGGAGCUUCUCUCCCAGGGCGAUGAGGACAUGAGUGACCCACUAGCGUAGAGCUUGGCUUGGAUUGAACUCUGCCAACAUUGCCCUGCCCUGCCCAACCCAGUGCUGAGCCAGCAAGCUCUCAUCUUAUGCCUUUACCAACUGAAAAGAAAAGCAACAAAAAAAAAAGCAAGAACACUGUAUAAAAUGUAUAAAAUGAAGGACUACUUUUUUAAGUGAUUGCAGUAUUAUAUUUUGUUCUUUGACAAAAAAAAAAUCCUCUGGUGAUGAAAAAGGAACCAUUUUAUAGACAUUUAUUCAGUUCUUCUUUUUAAUUUUGCUCACCUCCUCCUCACAACUCUCCCUCCCCUCUCACACAUAUAGCCACUACCUCUGUGCAAAUGUAAAAGAUAGAGCGAUACAAAUGGCCGUGGAACAAUUUUAAUUUUUUAUUUUUGUAUGAAUUGUAUAGGGGAAAAAAAGAGAAUAUUGUUCCAUCAUAGAAAACGUUGCCAAGUCUUUGUUGUUCAUGAAAGAGAGGAGAAGUGUCAGUGCUCACUAUGAAUGCUUCCUGGAUGCUGGUUCGGCCCAGUCUUUCACGUUAUGUGUAUAUGUAAGUUUGCUGCUGGAGGUCUAAAGGGAGAAAUGAGAAGUUGUUUAACUGCACAUGUACACAUGGAGGACUCAGCAUCGCAGACAGUGUCUGUUCUGUUGUCUCAAACAACUACAUUCAAGUGAUUGUCUUUUACCUCCUUGCACAGACUAAAGUUAUAUAUAUAUAUUUGCAUAUAUAUAAACCUAUUAACAAAGUGUCUUGAAAAUAUACCCAGGAAUACAAACAUCAGUAACAAAUAGCAGUCUGUACUUUUUAACAGUUUUUUUAAAGUCAUUGUAUAAUUGACAUACUUUGUGUCAGAAAUGAAUGCGUCAAUGGCAGUGUGUGAGUGUGCUGGAUGAAGAUGAUUGUAAGAGUCCACAUUCCAGGAUAAAAAGUCUGGGAUGGAUAUCCGUGGCCUUGGUUUAGCCUACUGCAGGACACUCUGGACAGAAGCCGGAUUUUGCUCUGAAACUGUUCUAGAAAGUUCUUUUUGGGAGUGACGGCAAGCUUCUGUGAAUUUCCGGUCAUCACUGAAAAACAAUCUACGACGAAUAAUUAGCUGAGAAUGGUAACAUUUAGCUUUUGUUCCUUGUCUUUUGAUUGUAAAUGUACUUUGAGGAAAGGCCAGGGAGACCGUUUGAUGGUACGAACUUCUGUGGGAGAUUGAGUUUUUUCUUCUUUUUUUUUUUCGUAUUGUAUGUAAUUACAUGGACAUGUAAUUUAGGUUAAUGCUCAUUGUUAAGUGCAUUCCCAGGAAGGAGACUGAUCAGCUUCCUGAUAAGCAUUCCUUUGUUAAUUCUUUUGCCUUGCUGCUAACGCUAACCAUCUGUCUGUGUCAGCCUGGUUUUUAGUCUUUCAAGUUGCUUUCUGUGUCUCACUGCUCACCACGCUGCUUUUAACUGAGCUUCUUCUCAGCCAUACCUGCCAUAUCACUCUGCAUGGUACUGUCACACACCCAUCCUAGAGGAAAUGCUCUUGCUUUGCCCCUCACUUUUAACAGUAUUCAUAACACUUUUUUUUUUUUUUUUUUAACAUCCUGUUCUGUUAGAUUUUCACCCGACCAUGUAAAUUAGAACAAUCAUUUUUCAGUUGGAGAAAUUCUUUUGGUGGCAAAAACCCACAUGGAUAUUUGUGGUUCUGAUUGUUUUGUUAUGAUUCUAUUUCUUUUUGAUAUAAGAAAUUAAAUGGAUUUUUAUAGUAGAAAUGUA